GGACUGACUUUGCCGCCGUUCGGACGUUGAACUUGAACCACUGAAUCUUUUUACGGCAUCAUUGCAAUACUUGUGACAAUCCUUUUUCCGUGGCCAUUCUUGACGUGUGGGAAUCUGUAUGAAGGGGCCAUGUGCAAUUAUAUUUGAAGGGAUACUUGUCUUGCUGACUUCGGAGGAGAGUCUGCGGGACAAAAUCGUCCUGCACAUAUUUAAGCUAGCAUUCUGGAAUGCUGGCGACACUCAUCAAACAUAACCCUCUUUCCCUACUCCUCUGAGCCUUGAGAUGUUCUUCGCUAGAAUUUUGCAAGCUCUUGCCUGCAUCGGUAGUACCUCCUGUACCCCCCCGUUGCAGUUCAAACAAGCUCUAGCUCGGCAACCUUCUGUCUUGGGAGACAACUUACUAACUGGUGGUGCUUUGGCUUCCGGGAUUCCCCAGCUUCAACUUUGGGGUUACGCGAGCUUCAUCUAUGAAGGUGCCCAACCUAAUGUUAUCUCUAUUCCUGCGGGGCGCAGAGUCAAUAUCAAGUUACUUGGAGGCAACUGGACGAAUCCGGAUGGAUCACUGCUUGCCGAUGUUGUUCCUGGUAUCGGAGGAGAGCAGGGGUACGUUGAUAUCAAUGGAGUAUUUCACAUAGAUGUUCGAUAUGUUGUACAGUUCGUGAGCGAUGAAAAAUACGCUUACGUGCAACUGAAAGGCAAUGGAACCGCUGGUCAAUCCAAUAAAGUCACCAUGUCGGUCGCACAUCUUCAACUUCCUGGGGGAGUUUCUUCAUAGCUCAUUUUGCGAUAUAUAUAUAGGACCGUUGAGACGGACUCGGCCG
Molecule: messenger RNA, 821 nt
Organism: Cantharellus anzutake
Lineage: Eukaryota; Fungi; Basidiomycota; Agaricomycetes; Cantharellales; Hydnaceae
Exons: 3
Coding region: 284-775 (163 amino acids)
Source: RefSeq, a predicted model, not a curated record